UGUUUUGACCUCACACUAGCUUAUAGAAGCCUCUAAAACUCAACAAUCCUUUAGAGGAUCCUGAAUUUGGAUCUUAACCACUUCCGUUUACCCCAGACCUUCAAAAUGGAAUUGGUCCGUUUUGAAGUAUUUACAGAUGCUUCUACAUGAUUGAAGGUUUUGGAUCAUAACAGACAACUAAAGUCCAGAAAGGCUUGAAGAAAACUAGUGUUAGAAAUCUCAUUGUGGAUGUGUAGGAAAACUUUUGGUUUGUACUGACACAAUUUCCCUGUGUAAUAAGGUCUUUAGGCCAAUCAUUUCGUCAUUUUAAAGACAAUGCAUCCAUGUUUCUGUUAGAAGUCUCAAAUGGGGUUCUUAUGCAGAUUUUCACCUUUUUUCAUCUAUUGUUCUUGAGAAAUUUUGUAUAUGACAAAAGCCUAAUCCAUCUUGUGUCAUUGUCUAUGUCUUUGAUGCUGGAAUUUGUCCUUGCUUCCUGUCCAGUUUCUCUUCUUUAUAGGUGGAUUGCUGUCGUGAAUAAAGAGAGGAAAGGAGAGGAAAGAACCAAAAAUUGCAUGGCCUUCCCCAUUCCAGACAGAGUAAAGAGGCUAUGGGAUGAGUGGAAUCUUCGUGCUGCUGUUCUCAUCAGUCUCUUCUUCCAAGUGGUGCUAAUAUGCUGUGCAACAUCACGUAAAAGAACAGGAAACAUGAUAGUGACCGCUACAAUCUGGUUAUUUUAUCUGCUUGCUGAUUGGUUUGCUGCUUUUGCUGUUGGGCUCAUCUCCAACGGUCAAAGUAAUAAUUGUCCUGAGAAAUUUGCAGUAAAUCAAGACCUUGCAGCAUUUUGGGCUCCAUUUCUAUUGCUACAUCUUGGAGGCCCUGAUAAUAUUACCGCCUUCUCGCUUGAAGACAAUGAGUUGUGGAUUAGGCAUCUGCUUGGGCUUAUCAUUCAGCUUGCUGCUGUUGCUUAUGUUUUUUCACAAUCCUUGCGUAACGUAUUCGAAGUCCCCACAAUACUCUUGAUUUUCGCUGGAACUAUUAAAUAUGCUGAGCGAACACGGGCUCUAUAUUUAGCUUGUUUGGGUAAUAUUAAAGAUUCUAUGCUUCCACCGCCAGAUGCUGGACCAAACUAUGCCCAGCUUAUGGAGGAGUACACAUCUAAGGAAGCUGCUCAAGUUCCAGUUGAGAUAGAGAUAGUGAAGGAACAUGAGAGAGGCACUCAGACUUCUGCAAAUCCAGAGGAAGAAAAUUUGAGUCCUGAAGACAUCAGUGAUAUAGAUAUUGUGCAAAAUGGGUAUGAAUUUUUUACCACUUUUAGGGGCCUGAUUGUUGACCAUAUGUUUAGCUUACAUGAGCGCAGUAAGAGCAGAAAAUUUUUCUUCCAAAGGUCUGCAUUUGAUGCUUUCAGAGUAAUGGAGGUGGAGCUCAAUUUCAUAUAUGAUACUCUCUACACUAAGAUGGCUGUGGUACACAGUAAAAAAGUCCGUGAAAAGCUGUCAUGUUCCAAAAGGUGGUCUAAUACCAUUUGGCAAUGUAACUUGAUAAACUUUUGCAUGAAUCAACGUUGGAGAUGGUUAGAUAUUGCAGCUGAAACCGUUGGAAUCAAGGAUGUUCUUGAUGAAAUGUACUACAAGGAAGACAUUGUCAUUCCAGAGGACUUAAAGGAUUUCAUCUUUAAUGAGCUCAAGGUUAAAGCUACCAAAGCAAAAACCACAAAUGUUGCUAAAGAGAUAUACUCAGCAAGAGGUGAUUGGGCACUGUUGGAUUACACCAGUCACUACCCAUAUCCCACCAUUUCAUCAAGUGUAGGUGACGAAGUUGAAUUUGAUGAGAGCCUGUUGCUGUGGCAUAUUGCCACUGAGCUAUGCUAUUGCAUGAGUCCUGAUGAUGGCAAUUCCAAUCGCAAUUAUUGUAAGCUUAUAUCUGAUUACAUGUUGUAUCUUUUGGUUAUGAGGCCUAAUUUGAUGUCUGCAGUUGCUGGCAUUGGACAAAUUCGAUUUCGGGACACAUGUGAAGAAGCUAAGAAGUUCUUCAGCAGGUGGAAAUCAGAACUAAUUAUAAGAACCCCAGGCUUGGGAAUUUGCAGAAAAUUGAUCACCUGCUGCAUUGCCCAAAAUGGAUUACCUGGAAGAGAAUCAAGUUCAGUAAAUCGAAAAAGAAAUGCAUGUGAAAUGCUAGAUAAAGUAAAUGCUCUUGUUAAAGCCAUUGAGGUGAAGGGAGAUAGAAGCAAAUCAGUAUUGUUCGAUGCCUGCAGGCUUGCAAAAGAUUUGAAAAAGUUGAAUGAUAAUAAAAGGUGGGAGAUAAUGAGUAAAGUGUGGGUGGAACUGCUGUCCUAUGCUGCCAGUCACUGCCGAGCAAAUGCUCAUGCUCAGCAGCUCAGUAAAGGUGGUGAGCUCAUUACUUUUGUUUGGAUACUGAUGGCUCAUUUUGGAUUGGGAGAGCAAUUCCGAAUUGAGGCGGGACAUGCAAGAGCAAAACUGAUUGUCGGAAAAUAGCAACUAAGAGUGACCAUUUUCAUUCUAGCUGUAAAAUGAAAGAGUUCUCCAACUUGGAUGUACUCCUUGACUUGGUGAGUUUUGUGAGUUGCGAAAGACUUCCCUUGUCCCUUUUUUUUUUUUGAGUUUCAAUUUCAGAGCCACAAUUCACACUAGUGCUUUUUAUAAGAUGUGCUGAUUUAUCUUAUGUUUCCUGUGGCUUUGGUAUCAA
Messenger RNA from Coffea arabica (coffee), 2682 nucleotides. NCBI's taxonomy places the organism in Eukaryota, Viridiplantae, Streptophyta, Magnoliopsida, Gentianales, Rubiaceae. The record is from RefSeq and is a predicted model, not a curated record.